This is a messenger RNA of Fragaria vesca subsp. vesca, 3415 nucleotides long. RefSeq names its product phytosulfokine receptor 2-like. Gene Ontology annotation, molecular function: ATP binding; protein binding; protein kinase activity. NCBI's taxonomy places the organism in Eukaryota, Viridiplantae, Streptophyta, Magnoliopsida, Rosales, Rosaceae. Gene Ontology annotation, biological process: hormone-mediated signaling pathway; protein phosphorylation. Gene Ontology annotation, cellular component: plasma membrane. The transcript has a single exon. Bases 1 to 3162 code for a protein of 1053 amino acids. The record is from RefSeq and is a predicted model, not a curated record.
AUGGUGUUGCUGGGGAUUAUUCCAAGGACAUUCCUCAUAUGGGUUUUCUUGGCUUGCUUUCUUGGUUCUUCUUUGGGUCUUGAUGCCCCAAUCCAAUCCUGUGAUCCUAGUGAUCUUCUUGCACUCAAGGGAUUUGCAGGAAACCUUACAAGUGGGGCUAUUAUCACAGCAUGGUCCAGGAACUCAAAUUGCUGCCAAUGGGAUGGUGUGGUUUGUGAGAUUGUGAAUAAUGGGACAGCUGCAAGCAAAGUCAGAGUCACCAAGUUGUUUCUUCCCAGCAUGAGUCUUAAUGGAAUGAUUUCGCACUCCUUGGGUGGAUUGGAUCAGCUGCAAUUGCUUAAUCUUUCAAUGAAUCAUCUUCGAGGUGUAUUGCCAGCAGAGCUAUCAAACUUGAAGCGGCUGGAAGUUCUUGAUUUUAGCUAUAACAGGCUUUCAGGACCAGUUUCAGGUGUGCUUGUUAGUUUGAAAUCCAUUAAAGUGCUGAACAUUUCAAGCAAUUCAAUCAAUGGUGACUUAUCUGAGCUAGUGGGUUUACCAAAUCUUGUGGUAUUCAACAUAAGCAAUAAUUCAUUCACUGGUCAGUUCAAUCCUCAAAUUUGUAGCUCUUCCAAUGCACUUCGUAUUCUUGAUAUGUCUUUGAACCAUUUCACCGGCAGUCUUGAAGGCUUAGGCAAUUGUAGCACAUCUCUCCAGCAAUUGCACUUGGACUUCAAUUCAUUUGCAGGCCAGCUACCUGAAUCUUUGUAUUCUUUUUCGGCCUUGGAGCAGCUUUCAGUCUCUGGGAACUCUCUUUCUGGCCAAAUAAGCAACAGGCUAAGUAAGUUCUCUAGACUCAAGACAUUACUCGUUUGUGGAAACCAAUUUGUUGGUGAACUUCCUAAUGUGUUUGGGAACCUUAGUCGACUAGAACAGUUAGUUGCACAUUCAAAUUUGUUAUCUGGGCCAUUGCCUUCAACUUUGGCACUCUGCUCAAAUCUUCGAGUGCUUGAUCUUCGAAACAAUUCUCUAUCAGGUUCUAUUGAUCUAAAUUUCACUGGUCUUUCCAAACUCUGCACACUUGACCUUGCUACUAAUCGUUUUUCUGGCUUCCUUCCAAAUUCACUUGCAUACUGUCGUGAGUUGAAAACCUUAAGCCUGGCUAAGAAUGAGUUAAGGGGUUCAGUCCCUGAAGACUUUGCCAAACUCACAUCCCUAUUCUUUCUCUCAUUGUCAAAUAACAGCUUUGUAAACUUAUCUGGGGCACUAUCUGUGCUACAGCAGUGCAAAAACCUCACCACUCUUAUUCUUACCAAAAAUUUCCUUGGUGAGGAAAUUCCCAAAAAUGCAAGUGGCUUUGAAAGUUUAAUGGUUUUAGCACUUGGGAAUUGUGCUCUUAAAGGCCAAAUUCCAGCUUGGUUAUUGAGCUGCAGGAAGUUGCAAGUCCUUGAUUUGUCAUGGAAUCACUUGGAUGGUAGCAUCCCUUCGUGGAUUGGUCAGAUGGAGAACUUGUUUUAUGUGGACUUGUCAAAUAAUUCUCUAUCUGGAGAAAUCCCAAAAAGUCUAACAGAGCUGAAGAGUCUCAUAUCUACAAAUUGCAGCCGAUCAUAUCUUACUGCCUCUGCUGGCAUCCCGCUAUUUGUGAAGCGAAAUAAGAGUGCUAAUGGACUGCAAUACAACCAGGCAUCAAGUUUUCCACCUUCAAUAUACUUGAGCAAUAAUAGAAUCAAUGGAUCAAUCUGGCCUGAAGUCGGACGACUGAAACAGCUCCAUGUUUUGGAUUGGAGCAGGAACAACAUUACUGGGACCAUUCCCAGCUCAAUCUCAGAGAUGGAGAACUUGGAAACAUUGGAUUUAUCAUGGAAUAAUCUGUAUGGUUCCAUCCCUCCAUCACUUAGCAAGCUCACAUUCUUGUCAAAGUUUAGUGUGGCAAAUAAUCACUUGCAUGGAGUCAUUCCCAAUGAAGGACAGUUCUUGAGCUUUCCCAAUUCAAGCUUUGAAGGCAACCCAGGACUUUGUGGGGAAAUAUUUAUUCCAUGUUAUGCCAAGAAUGCAGGUUCCAAGCCUGUAAUGCCAUCAAGUUCAAGCAGUAGAUUUGGUCGUAACAGUAUCCUCUUAGUAACACUCAGCAUAGGAGUGGGGAUUGCGUUGGUUCUUGCAAUUGGGCUACUUAGAAUGUCAAGGAGGGAAGCUGAGAAUGAAAUUGAUGAUUUUGAUGAGGAACACAGUAGGCCUCGCAGGUUAUCUGAAGCACUUGCAUCUUCAAAAUUGGUGCUUUUUCAGAAUGCCGGUUGUGAGGAUUUCACAGUUGCAGAGUUGUUAAAAUCUACAAACAAUUUCAACCAGGCCAACAUUAUUGGUUGUGGUGGUUAUGGGCUGGUAUACAAAGCCAACCUACCUAAUGGCACAAAAGCUGCAAUCAAGAGACUUUCUGGAGAAUGUGGGCAGAUGGAACGAGAAUUUCAAGCUGAAGUGGAAGCCCUCUCAAGAGCUCAGCACAAGAACCUUGUCUCUCUUCAAGGCUACUGCAAGCAUGGCAAUGACAGGUUGUUAAUUUACUCUUACAUGGAGAAUGGAAGCUUGGAUUAUUGGCUGCAUGAAAGUGUCAACGGAAUUUCACCUCUGAAAUGGGAUGUAAGACUUAAGAUAGCUCAAGGUGCUGCUCACGGAUUGGCUUACUUGCAUAAGGGCUGUCAGCCAAAUAUUGUGCAUCGAGAUAUAAAAACAAGCAACAUUCUUCUCGAUGAAAAAUUUGAAGCUCAUCUGGCUGAUUUUGGUCUUUCAAGGCUACUUCGUCCUUACGACACUCACGUUACGACAGAUUUGGUUGGGACUUUGGGUUAUAUUCCUCCAGAGUAUAGUCAGACGUUAACUGCAACCUGCAGGGGCGAUGUUUACAGUUUUGGUGUUGUUCUUCUUGAACUUGUAACUGGCAGAAGACCUGUUGAAGUGUGCAAAGGGAAAAACUGCAGAGAUUUGGUAUCAUGGAUGUUUCAGAUGAGACGUGAGAAGAGAGAGGAGGAAAUUAUAGAUUCAUCAAUCUGGAACAAGGGUCAUGAGAAGCAGCUUUUGCAGGUACUUGAAGUUGCCUGUAAAUGCCUAGAUCCCAAUCCAAGGCAGAGACCCUUUAUUGAAGAAGUUGUAUUGUGGCUUGAUGGUAUUGAAUUGGAGAGUGAGAAACAAUGAACAUCCGUGCUGCAUUUCACCUUAUGGAACCAACCUGAGGUUUGAUUUAGGAUCCCAAAAUGGAAAGGUAUACCUCUCGAGCAUUACUGUUGCAAAUUCCAUGGAGUGUAGUCUCUGAUCAACUUUGGUUUCUUGCAGAAACACUUCCGUACUAUAUACUCACAGAUGUAAUAUGUAUACAAAAGCUAUGUUGACACAAUCUAUCUAAAAUUCUAAAUGAAGUAUUACAAAAUUUCCAGAGUUUGCCCCUUUU